GGAUUCCCUGCCCGGGCUCGGCGCGGUGUCUCCGUGCCUCUCUCCCUUCCCGCCGGUCGAGCCGCUGCGGCCCCGCGAGCACCGGGACGCCUCCUCAUCCUCCUCGUCGCUCUUCCUUCCCCGCAGCCGGCAUGAAAGUCACGUCCCUCGACUGCCGGCAGCUGAGGAAGCUCCUGCGGAAGGAGCCCUCCCGCUGCCUGGUGCUGGACUGCCGGCCCUACCUGUCCUACUCGGCCUCCUGCCUCCGCGGCUCGCUCAACGUUAACCUCAACUCGGUGGUGAUGCGCAGAGCCCGCGGCGGGGCCGUGCCGCUCCACUUCGUGGUCCCCGACGCCGCCGCCCGAGCCCGGCUGCUGCUGGGGGGCGGCGAGGGGGCGGCGGGGAGCGCCCGCCUGGCGGCCGUGGUGGUGCUGGACCAGGGCACGGGGCACUGGCAGAAGCUGAAGAAGGACAGCACGGCUCAGAUCGUCCUCAACGCUCUGCUCUCCAGCCUGCCGGAGGCUGGAGCCAGGGUCUGCUUCCUGAAAGGGGGAUAUGAAACCUUUAACUCGCAAUAUCCUGAGUGCUGUGUGGAUGGAAAACUCAUUUCCCUGGAGAGAACGGAGGCGGAGAGAAACCUCGCCAGCCACUGUGAGAAGCAGAGUGCCAACCACAAACCUGCUUACGACCAGGGUGGUCCAGUUGAAAUCCUGCCUUUUCUCUACCUUGGUAGUGCCUAUCAUGCUUCCAAGUGCGAGUUUCUCGCCAACCUGCACAUCACGGCCCUGCUCAACGUGUCCAGGAAAAGCUCAGAGUCCUUCAAAGAUCAGUAUUGCUACAAGUGGAUCCCCGUGGAGGACAGUCACACGGCGGACAUUAGCUCACACUUCCAGGAAGCCAUUGACUUCAUUGAUUAUGUCAGAAGAACAGGGGGCAAAAUCCUGGUCCACUGCGAAGCAGGGAUUUCACGCUCUCCCACCAUUUGCAUGGCGUAUCUCAUGAAGACAAAGAAGUUCCGCCUGGAGGAAGCCUUUGAUUACAUUAAGCAGCGCCGGAGCCUGAUCUCACCAAACUUUGGUUUCAUGGGCCAGUUGCUACAAUACGAGUCGGAGAUCUUGUCUUCCACUCCCAGUCCCCCUGUCACCUCAUGCAAAAGAGAAGCUGCGUCUUUCUUUGCAGAAGAACUGACAUUAGGCAAAAACUUUGAAGGCUCAUGUUUUGCCUUUCCUACCUCAGUGUUGAGUUCUGUGCCCAUCCACUCUCCUGUCCACCAGCUGAAACUCAGCCCGAUGACAGCAUCUUCAUCCUGCUGAAGACCCUGGACAGAUUGGAGCUGUGUGGUCCUCUGAUUCGAACUGUGAUCCCAACAAGAACAUUUCAUGAAUGUGCAAUAGAAAAACCUCAUCGACUUAGUUUGAGAUGGAGCGGUUGUCGUGGGUCAUACUUCCCAUAUGCUGUGACUGUAGGAUGCAAGUGUUCUAAGUGUGGCAGAUUCUCUGAACUUUUAUUGUCCUUUUUUAAAAACAAAAAAAAAAAGAAAAAGUGCUUUUUUUUAGGUUUUUAUCCACAUAGUGUGCACCCACUACUGUAUUUCCAGAUUCCUCGGGAGAAAUGACAAAUCCAUUUCAUAUGU
Messenger RNA from Cuculus canorus (common cuckoo), 1612 nucleotides. RefSeq names its product dual specificity phosphatase 5 (gene DUSP5). The coding region runs from base 132 to 1292 and encodes 386 amino acids. NCBI's taxonomy places the organism in Eukaryota, Metazoa, Chordata, Aves, Cuculiformes, Cuculidae. Gene Ontology annotation, biological process: protein dephosphorylation; endoderm formation; negative regulation of MAPK cascade. Gene Ontology annotation, cellular component: nucleus; cytoplasm. Gene Ontology annotation, molecular function: protein tyrosine/threonine phosphatase activity; MAP kinase tyrosine/serine/threonine phosphatase activity. The record is from RefSeq and is a predicted model, not a curated record. The transcript has 4 exons.